AUAAUUUUGCUGUUGAGUGUUAAAACGUAUCGAACGGGUUUUAAACGCGGUCAAUUACGACGGCUGCGAUUAGCGCAAGACGAAUUAAAACAUCCUUAAAUCACGAGAUCUUACUGACAAAGUGCAUAAUUAUCAAUUAUACGUUAAGCAACAAACAGGCCCGGCCAUGCUACUGGUACAACAUAUUUUUCAUUUACUCGCAUCUGGCUCACAGCAGUACAUUCAUAUGUAUGUACUUAUACAUCAAUUUCCUUGUCCUUAUUCGGAUGAAUAAAGCAUCGUAUGAGAAUUAUAAUUGUUAAACAUAAUUAAAUACGUAUCUACAUAAUGCAGUCAGCAUCAAACAUUUUUUAGAUGGUGCACAAAUCUUGUGCGUUAUAAUUUAUAAGCCAAAUACAAUUGACUAUAACACAAACAGCUUCUAAAGCGGCAAAAUGUUAAUUCGUUGGAAGAGCAAAGAUAAAAGUGCAUCAACUAAUCAAAGUGGCAGCGCGAACAGCAGCUCAUCGUCGAAAAAGAAACGCAAAGGACGAGAAGGAGAAGAAGACUGGCAAAAUGAGAACAAACCGGGCCGCUUACCGACUAACGAUCAAGGAGGCGACGAGCGCAGACGCGCAAUGCGCCGCGACGAUCCACGGCGCCACACACUUGGUGGCGACAUUUUAGUCUAUGGAAGUUCUCAACAUCCUCACGCACAUCAAAUGCCACAGCAGCAACGUGCCAUGGACCUGGAAAUGAGUACUCGAGCGCAAAAGAACAAGAAGAAUCAGCCAAUGCGCGGCUAUGCACCCGUUAAUCAGGGUCCGUUGUUCGACGAUGACCCCGGCAUUAUGUCCGAGGUGGAAACUGCUAGCACUGGCUUUCGGCGCGGCGGUAAACAGCGCUCAUCUUUGCCAGUAGUGCGCACACCCUCCAAGACACUGGAGCGACCGUUGGGGCUUGUAUUCUUACAAUACCGAUCAGAAACAAAGCGAGCACUACUCCCAAAUGAAAUCACGUCGAUAGACACGGUGAGGGCGUUGUUUGUGCGCUCGUUUCCCCGUCAGUUGACCAUGUCGUACUUGGAAGGACCGAACGUUAAGAUCUACAUUCAUGAUGCCAGCAAGGACAUGUUCUAUGAAUUGGAAGAUGUGCGUUCGCACUUGCGCGAAAUACGUGAUCGCUCGGUGCUGCGUCUCUUUGAGUCCACAGAGGUAGCCGCUCCGCCUCAGAUUUUGCCAGGUGGUCCCGGUAUACCACAGCCGCUGCCCCAGGCACCAUCUAGCUGGGAUCAGGAUCAGAGCUACUUUAGUGAGCCAGAAUUCGAUUCGGACUUCAAGCACCAGCACAUUCACAAAUCUAAGGUUGGCAAACAACCAGCUCCAUAUUAUGUUGGCUCCUCACAGACGCUGCCACGUGGCAUGUACGCCUCAGAACGUACCAAAGUCUCGAUGGACGGAUAUACCAGCUCUCCAGAACGAAGCGUACGUGGCAACUAUGAGGAACCAUACUAUAGCCAGUACGGUACUCGCGGCGCUGUUGUGGCUCCCAUCAUUGACGAGGAACAAAGCGAUGUGGCCCUCGCGGAAGACCAGUAUUCGUUGUACGGCAUUAAAGUGGGCCCUAACCGUCUGCCGCAUCGUGGUAAUCAGAUCUACGACCCAACCAGACCUGAAGACUUACAUCGCAUACGCGUUGAGCAUAUGGAGCGUCAAUUGGCUAACCUGACUGGAUUGGUCCAGAAGGCUUUAGUCAAUCAAAAUCCCCAAAUCGCUCCAAUGGCUGUGCCCACAUUAGAUUCCAACUAUCUCGUUGUGCCAUCACAAAUGCAAGCUAAUGGUUCCGCUGAUGAACUAUAUAUAAGAGAAAAGGCACCCAAACUGGGAAAGAACUCCUGUCAAAAAUCCGUAUCAUUUGAGAAAUCUGUUUCAUUUAGCGACGAUAUACAGGGAAUACCCAAGUCUCAUAGUCCUAUACAUGCCGCUGAUACGAAACCAACAAAGCCAGCAAUCAAGUCGUCUACCUUGCCACGUACAUCGUCUCAAGAGCGCGAUCGCCUAAAGCCCCCUCCACCGCCAAAACCCAUUGUGUUGGCCCAGACCUCCCAUCCUAGCUACCGCGCGGACAUUGCACUCGCACCAGAGGUCUAUAAUCAUUUGCGUGGCCUGCAAAAAAAGGCAAAGGACCUGCGCAUGGAAGUGCGAACUUUGAGGCGGUUAUCUCAGGCCCAGUCCGUAGCCGUACGAGAAGAUAUCAAGAGCACCUUUAUGCGCAUACGUGCCACAUUGUUGGCCAGCAGUGGCAACUUUUGGGGGCAAAUCGACCAGGACACCACGCGAAUCUCGAGGGAAGAAGAACUAUACAAACAGGAGGUCAUACGUCUUGAAAAGGAUCUAAGCGAUUUGGAAGCUUCAGUGGAGAACUUACGUGGCGAGGUAAUCAAUCGACGUACGCGCGUCAAUAUGACAGCUGUCGAGGACAUGGCGCUGGUACUAAGUCGUGCAAGCAAAACUGUUGCUGAACUGAAGCUCAAAUUUCCGACACUAUCAAAUGGCUUGCGGUGCAUAUUAUCUAACGAGAUGGAGAAGGUGGUACGUGAAGAAAAGUUCCUAAAAGAAGAGCCCGACCGCCUGGAGUCGGCCUUGCGACGCUGCAAAAAGCUUACGGGCACGUUAGUGACACUUAAACGUUUGGCCAGCGUACAGGAACAACGAUUACCACCCAAUGAGCCGUCAGUAAAUGAAGAGUCUUUACGUUCCGCCGAUAUUUCGGUGCCUGACAAGCCAAUCCCAACACCCAGGAUGGGGUCGUUCACUGUCAGCGGGGGAUUCGCACCCGAAAACGCACUCGAUGCUCUGCUAGACGAGCUGAAGACAUUUUCAAAGCCGAUUGCCCAACAACAACAACAGCAACAACAACAACAAAAACAACAAUUCGAGGUACGCCCCGAAGAUUCGGCAUCCGAUGAGAGCGCCCAGGCUGCUAUACAGAGUACCGUCACCACGCAAAUAUCCCAGGCUCGCCUUUUCACUGAAUCCAACGUAAAUAUGCAACAGGCUAACACUAACAGCAUGGUCAUUGCUGUGGCAACAGGUGCUAUACAACUUUCACGUGGCCCAUUGAGCCAUCAGCAGUCCCAGUCCCAGCAGCAGCAGCUAAUGGUGCACACCCAUAUGGGCAGUUUACGUCGCCUGCACUCCUUCCCCAGCGAAUCGGAGAACGAAUUCCCAGCCACUGGUCCGCGUGACAGUCUCGCUAAUGGUGGUGGCAGCAGCAUCAUCAAACCACCACUCCCUGAGCGUAACGCCGAUUUAAUAACUAAAGUGGGUCACAAACGCAUACCGCCACCACCGCCGCCGCGUACCAGCUCACGCAGUCCACUGGCCAGUCCGACAAGCCCAAAUGUGCCACAGAACAUAGUUGCCGCAGCUGCUGCCAACAACAUUGGUGACAAUAUCAUCAGCAUCGAAACUGUCGUUAUCGGUGGUGGCGACACCUCCAGUGGCGACAACUCCAGCGGCAAUGAGUCCGGCAAUGAUCAUGCCCAGCGCCAGGUUGCACUUGAAAUGCGGCACCAGGAACUAUUGAAGAAGCAGAAGCUAUUGCAGGAACAAUACCAGCGUUUGCAACAAAUGAGCAAGAUACCCUCUGUGGACAUAUCCUGCCCCUCACAAGACCCAGCCAGCGGUGGCAACGCGAACACAAUGCUCAAACACUUGGGCAGCGAAUCAAAUAUACAGCAAAAAAUCGCCGCAUUGAACCUGGCCUGUGAGUUCGGCAGUGGUGUCGACGCUGCGGCGGCUGAGACUACUGUGGGUGCAAAUGGUGUGUUGAUCAGUGAUGCUACGGGUGGUGUGGUCGGCGGCGUUGUUGGUGGCGGUGGUGUUGUUGUUGGGACGGUUGGUACAGAAGCUGCUGCUGCUGCUGCAAACACACAAUUACAAACAGCUUCAAUGACCACUAAGCAGGUAUAUGAGACGGAAAUACUUUAACACAACUGGAAAUUGGCAUGGAGCGAAACCAAAAUUGAUAUUUAAUCUGUUGUAGCGCCCGGUUAAUUGAAGCAUUAUAUGUCUAUCUCUGUCAUUUGCACGAGUUUCAGCUCUAUCCGUAUAUCACUAUCUUUGUCACUCUUGUUAACAGACAUCAUUAACAUACGAAGACUUAGACAGGCCUUCGGACUCUGUAAUAUCAUUAAUACAUGAAUAAUAGAAUUGUUAAGAAAUGUUAA
Molecule: messenger RNA, 4210 nt
Organism: Drosophila virilis
Lineage: Eukaryota; Metazoa; Arthropoda; Insecta; Diptera; Drosophilidae
Product: coiled-coil domain-containing protein CG32809
Cellular component (GO): cytoplasm
Source: RefSeq, a predicted model, not a curated record